Dovyalis caffra is the source of this 1425-nucleotide messenger RNA. Lineage: Eukaryota; Viridiplantae; Streptophyta; Magnoliopsida; Malpighiales; Salicaceae. The record is from the annotation of a GenBank genome assembly.
AUGGCAACAAACAGGUUCAUAUGUGAGGUAUGCAACAAAGGGUUCCAAAGGGAGCAAAACCUACAGCUCCACAGAAGAGGACACAACCUGCCUUGGAAGCUAAAGCAGAAGAGUACAAAAGAAGUGAAGAGGAAGGUGUAUCUGUGUCCCGAGCCAACAUGUGUUCACCAUGAUCCUUCUAGGGCUCUUGGCGACCUUACUGGCAUCAAAAAGCACUACUCUAGAAAGCACGGUGAGAAGAAAUGGAAGUGUGAAAAGUGCUCAAAAAGAUAUGCUGUUCAAUCUGAUUGGAAAGCCCAUUCUAAGACUUGCGGUACUAGAGAAUACAGAUGUGACUGUGGCACUCUUUUCUCAAGGCGAGAUAGUUUUAUCACACAUAGAGCUUUUUGUGACGCACUAGCUCAGGAAAGUGCAAGACAUCCUGCCAGCUUGAACACUAUAGGAAGUCAUCUGUAUGGAAAUAACAACAUGAGCUUAGGCCUAUCUCAAGUGGGUUCCCGAAUUUCCCAGUUACAAGAUCACCACCCAUCUGGUAAUAACACGUUACGGCUGGGCAAUGCUGGGGCAGCCAAAUUCGAGCACCUAAUCCCUCCACCUAAUCCUUCUUCAAUGCCGAUGAUGCCUUCAUCUGCUUUCUUUAUGGGAGAUGCAAACCAAGGACCAUUUCCAAACAAAUCCUUACAUGGGCUAAUGCAACUUCCUGAUCUUCAAAGCAACACCAACAACUCGUCCUCGGCUUCCGAUCUCUUUAACCUUGGCUUCUUUUCAAAUAGUAAUAACACUAGCCGCCUUAGUAACAAUGAGAAUGGCAACACUGGAAGCACAACCACCAACUUAGUGAAUCCCGGCUUGUUAAGUGCUAACCCGUUCAACAAUGUCCAUGGUGCUGGCCAAGGGACAACACUCUUCUCCAGUAACAUGGGUGGUGAUCAUGUUGGAUCGGCUAUGUCCUCUCUUUUCAAUACUUCAAUGCAACAAGAGAACGUCACCCCACAUAUGUCUGCUACUGCAUUGCUUCAAAAAGCGGCUCAAAUGGGUUCAACUACUAGCAGCAACAGUCCAACUAGUUUACUGAGAGGCUUGGGCAGUUCUUCAACUACUGGCGCUAAAUCUGUUAGGCCACUUGUUUCCACUAACUUCGGCAGCAGUUUCGGCAAUGCAACUGUAGGUGAAAGCUUAGAAACACAAUUGGAAAGUGAAAGCCAACUUCAAGGAUUGAUGAAUUCUUUUGCCAAUGGGAGCUCAUCAAUUUUUGGAAAUGAACAGGAUAACAGCUAUACAGGGUUUGAUAGCUCAAGUUUUAGCAAAGUAGACGAAGAAAAUUUGCAUCAAAGUCUUGCUGGGUCAGAUAAACUGACUUUGGAUUUUCUAGGUGUUGGAGGCAGGAGGGUUUCCACAAAGAGAGGAACGACAUGGCAUCAAUAA